This is a messenger RNA of Boleophthalmus pectinirostris (great blue-spotted mudskipper), 597 nucleotides long. RefSeq names its product transmembrane emp24 domain-containing protein 11. Gene Ontology annotation, biological process: Golgi organization; intracellular protein transport; endoplasmic reticulum to Golgi vesicle-mediated transport. The transcript is spliced from 5 exons. The record is from RefSeq and is a predicted model, not a curated record. Lineage: Eukaryota; Metazoa; Chordata; Actinopteri; Gobiiformes; Gobiidae. Bases 1 to 597 code for a protein of 198 amino acids. Gene Ontology annotation, cellular component: Golgi apparatus; endoplasmic reticulum; endoplasmic reticulum-Golgi intermediate compartment.
AUGUAUUUUGAUCUUGGAGAGCAGGAGGAAAAAUGUAUCAUCGAUGAAUUUCCUGAAGACAUGCUUGUGACUGGUAGGUCCAGUUAUUUCUUGUUGGAGCCUUGGGAUGUGAAGGCGUUGAGCCAUUCUCCUCACCUUGGUGUAACUGUGACAGUCAAAGAUCCAAACUUUGAGGUUGUGAUGUCCAAACGAUACAGUAAAUUUGGGAAAUUCACAUUCACUUCACAUGAUUCUGGCCAGCAUUACCUGUGCUUUCAAACCAACUCAACCAGGUUUUCUGUAUUUGCUGGAGAGCGGCUGAAGCUACACUUGGAUAUUCAGAUGGGUGAACACUCAAUUGACAGAAACACAGACAAAACAAAAGACAAUAUGGAAAUUCUGGAAAACAGUCUCAGUCACCUGAGAGAUCAAAUGGUGUACAUCACCAAGCAGCAGGAAUACCAGCGGGAGAAAGAAGAGACUUUUCGCCAGAUUAGUGAGGACACCAAUGGCAAAGUCUUGUGGUGGGCAGUGGUCCAGACGUCUGUCCUGCUGGCAGUGGGCUUCUGGCAGAUGAAAAAACUCAAAGAUUUCUUCAUCGCAAAGAAGCUGGUUUAA